Molecule: messenger RNA, 610 nt
Organism: Exserohilum turcica Et28A
Lineage: Eukaryota; Fungi; Ascomycota; Dothideomycetes; Pleosporales; Pleosporaceae
Exons: 1
Coding region: 242-532 (96 amino acids)
Source: RefSeq, a predicted model, not a curated record
UCUGACUCAUUCGGCUGCCCACGGGACACGCCCGCACGGGGUUCUGCUGCUUGGCCACCGGACAGAGGCGCAGGUAGGGAUGCGUCGGUGUCGGCGGACACGGGCACGACGACGAGAGCGAGAAGAGCGCCGUGCACAUUGCACACGCUUCUGGUUGACGUUGAAUGAGUGUCUCGCGUAUAUAUAUAUGUGUGUGUUUGAGAGAAACCCAGAACGGAGGCCAGUGUGUUGUCGUGAUGCAAUGCCGUAUCGAGAAUAUCAAUGUCGUCCUGUGAGCCUGUCUCGAGAAACAAAUGCUGAGAGAUGCUGUAUCCCUAUCGUGGACAGUGUUCUUCCUCUCAAUCCUAUAUCCUCCUCGUUCCCCCUUCCGCAGGGCAAUCACAAAACACCCGGCAUAGCCUUGUUCUGCUUCUUUCUUCACUACCAGCACAUUAUCAGCGCCAGUGGGCUGCGCAAUCGCCGUGCGUGCGACAAGCAACACGUUUGGCUCGACGUUUUCGUUUGUCCAGCAGCAGCGACGCAAGCUGUCUAGCUAUCCUUUGACCUUGAUUGAGUCGAGACAAUUGAUUCUCUGUUCCUGUGCAUCUCCUUACGCAGGCAAGUUGUCCUU